GAAUAAGGCAAACUUUGAGCACAAAGUUUUUGUUGAAAUCACUAUCCGCCGUCGUACGUGAGCCGUUUGUUAGACCGGCCUUGCCGGAUCUGGAUGAGAGCGUUCAUGGUUUUUUCACCAGACGUUUCAACGAACAAUUAGCCGACAUACUGAUUAGCGCCCUCGUACACGGCAUUUAUGCGGGCGAUGUAAAAAAACUUUCAAUGAGAUCAACAUUCACGAGUAUAUAUAACAUGGAAAAAUCAUACGGUUCGGUGAUUAAGGGUGCGUUCAGUAGAAAUCCUUCACCGCCGUCUGACGAGGAUAGGACUUUGGUUGAGACUAUAAAUCGAGACAACGAGAAUCUAAUGAAAAUCAUCAACAAAUCUAGCCUUUAUUCAUUUAAGGAUGGCAUCGGGCAGCUGACGAAUGCACUUGUGAAAGACUUGAGAGAUAAGCCGAACGUAGAACUCAAAGUUGAUAGUCGC
This is a messenger RNA of Acaulospora morrowiae, 467 nucleotides long. The record is from the annotation of a GenBank genome assembly. Lineage: Eukaryota; Fungi; Glomeromycota; Glomeromycetes; Diversisporales; Acaulosporaceae.